GUGAAACCGUAGAUAGAUAGAUUUGCCCGUUUAGCAAUCGAUCGCAUCCUAUCAGGAGUCCAGAGUUGAGUUCUAUCUGCAUUUUUUGAUCGUCAAGAAAUGGUUGGGCGGAAUGCUAAUUGGUGUCUCAGUUGAUUUAAAAAUGUCUUCCUGUUGAGCUGAUGCUCGGUGAGGUUUUAUGAGCUAAGAUUUUGAUGAUUUCAUGGUGGAGCCGCUUAUUCUAAACGUGMUUUAGUUCUUAUGCUUUGUGUUCUGCUACUAAGAUUGAUAUUUUCCUCUCUUGAAGAUGCAAUCUAGUUUCUAAACUGAAGACAAGAUCUCCCACCAGCUAAGAAUCCUUGAUGGCAUGCAUCACCACUUUAACCUCUCCAAGCAUCAUUAAUUGCGUAGCCUAUGGAACAAAGGUCUCACCUCGGAGAUGCAGAGUAUUCACUUCAAAAUCUUCAUUUAUGUAUCCUAGUAUCCAAGCUGUACAAGAAAAUGAGGGGCCUCGGAGGCUUGUUGACAUCAUCCGGUUUGUGCCAGAGCUCUCUAGGAACUACUUUAGAAGCCCUUCUCGAAGGGCAUUAUUUGGUGGCAUAUCCUUACUGAGUGGGUUUUAUGUAGCACAGACUAUCUCUCUCUCAUUUGGGGCCCUUGGUGUGAAUGAUGUAAUUGCAUCUGUGCUUUGUGUUCUUCUCACAGAGUAUGUAACUAGGUUCUAUUACAGCAGGCCCAAGGUAACCUUCCCCCUUGCACUCCUAAACAAUUUUAAAAUGGGUUUCACUUAUGGCCUGUUCAUAGAUGCUUUUAAGCUAGCCAGCUGAACUAGAAAAUGUGCUUAACAAAUUGUUCUAGUGGCUUUUCUUAUAUAUCAACAUCAUCAGUUAGACGUUUUUCAACCUUAUAUAUCUGUUUCUGGUACGUUCUAUGCAAUGUCAUUUCACUUUGGUCUA
Nelumbo nucifera (sacred lotus) is the source of this 935-nucleotide messenger RNA. RefSeq names its product YCF20-like protein (DUF565) (gene NPQ6). The record is from RefSeq and is a predicted model, not a curated record. Lineage: Eukaryota; Viridiplantae; Streptophyta; Magnoliopsida; Proteales; Nelumbonaceae.